AUGGAUAAAUCAUGGAAAUCAAAACCACGAAAUACAGUUGAAUAUGAACAAGGAGUUAGGGCAUUUAUUGAAUUUGCUAUAACACAUAGCUCUGCUGAGGGCUUGAUAUUAUGUCCAUGUUCACGUUGCGGAUUUAGAAAGUGGCAGCCACAAGAAAUUGUGUAUGACCAUUUGAUUUGCACAAAAUUCCCUGAAGGUUACCUUUUUUGGGUUUUUCAUGGAGAGUCACGUGCGGGAGAAACCAGCAAUGCCGGUAAGGAAGAUGAGCUGCAUGGAGGACAAGACAACGCUGUCCAUGAGGAUCCAAUACGAAACAUGGUAAAUGAUGCGUUUGGAGUGGAUGGCCAACAUCAUGCCGAAGAUUUGCCAAAUAAUGGAAAUGGAGAAGGUAAUGGAGGAAAAGAUUUUUAUGAGUUACUUCAAGAUGGAGAACAACCCUUGUAUGAAGGGAGUAACAAAUAUUCAAAGCUAUCCUUUAUUGUUAAGUUGUAUCAUAUAAAGUGCUUGUGCGGGAUGAGUGACAAGGCUAUGACUUUGAUAUUGGAGCUAUUGCACGAUGCAUUUCCUCAUGCUUUGAUUCCAAGUUCAUUUUACGAGGCUAAGAAAACUAUUACGAAGUUGGGACUGGAUUACGAGAAGAUCCAUGCUUGUCCACAGCAUUGUAUGUUGUAUUGGGGUGAGGAUAAUGUUGACAGACAAUUUUGCAAGGUCUGUACCAAAUCUAGAUGGAAACCUUGUGGCAAAGGAGGUGAACAACAACAUGGAAAUAGGCAACGUAAAGUGCCUGCCAAAGUUGUUCGUUACUUUCCACUUAAACCACGCUUACAAAGAUUGUUCUUGUCUACAAAGAUUGCCGAAGACAUGAGAUGGCAUGGUACCGAUGGUGAUAACGAUGGUUCCAUGAGGCAUCCUAGAGAUUCAGAAGCUUGGAAGAAUUUUGAUUCCUUACACUCCUCAUUUGCAUCAGACCCACGCAAUGUUCGACUUAGGUUGGCCACAGAUGGUUUUAAUCCAUUCGGUAAUAUGAGCUCCAGCUACAGUGUUUGGCCAAUUAUUUUAAUCCCCUAUAAUACGCCUCCAUGGUUGUGUAUGAAGUCCACGUCAUUUAUUAUUUCAACAUUUAUACCUGGUAAAAAAAUGUCGGGAAAUAAUAUUGAUGUGUACUUACAACCGUUGCUGAAAGAGUUGAUUGAAUUAUGGAAUGAAGGUGUAGAUGCUUAUGAUGCUUCGACACGGGAGAUGUUUAAGCUACGAGCAGCUUUAAUGUGGACAAUUAGUGAUUUUCCUGGUUUGGGUAAUCUAUCUGGGUGGAACACACACACUGGGUUAGCAUGCCCCGUGUGCAACUUUGACUUUGAACCUACUCGUCUUUAUCAUAGUAAGAAGUGGUGUUUUAUGGGUCAUCGACGUUUUCUUCAGCAAAGACAUCAGUUUAGAUUGAAUAAGGUUCGAUUUAAUGGAAAACAGGAACUACGCAAUCAACCAAGGAUAUUAUCUGGCUGCGAAAUUCUUGAACAAGUUCAAAAUGUUAAUGUUACCUUUGGUCGACCACCCGAAGUCAGCGGAAGAGGGAAAAGAUUACGAGUUGGUGAUCGUGAUGCACAAGGCAAGGCCCCACAAUGGAAAAAGAAGAGCAUAUUCUUUGACCUUCCAUAUUGGAGACAUAAUUUAUUGCGUCAUAAUCUUGACAUGAUGCACAUUGAGAAGAAUGUCUGCGACAAUAUCAUUUACACCUUGCUUAAUGAUUCAUCAAAAUCAAAAGACCAUUUGAAUGCUCGAAGAGAUCUACAACGAAUGGGCUGCAAGCCUGACCUUUGGCCAAAUGAGAAUGGAAAAUAUCCUUUAGCAGUGUAUACAAUGACCAAUCAAGAGAAGAAGGCUUUUCUGAAGACAUUGCGGAAUAUCACUGUACCAGACGGUUAUGCAAGCAACAUAUCUAGAUGCAUUGAUGUUGAUUCUAUGCGCAUGAAUGGGCCACUGAAAAGUCAUGAUU
Gastrolobium bilobum is the source of this 1993-nucleotide messenger RNA. RefSeq lists its product as uncharacterized. The record is from RefSeq and is a predicted model, not a curated record. The annotation marks the transcript as partial. Lineage: Eukaryota; Viridiplantae; Streptophyta; Magnoliopsida; Fabales; Fabaceae. The transcript has a single exon.